AUGUUCAAGCCAGUAUUCUAUGUACUAGUGAUUCAGCUGACUUUAUUCAGCUACCUUAACAUCGAUUUAUGUUCAUGUUAUCAAUUUUCAGAAAGAGAAGUUAUUCGUCAACUGUUAACUAACUAUGAACCAGCAAGUCGACCUGUCAAACUGGGCAAUGAAACACUCGAGGCAUCUGUACAAGUGAUUUUACAACAAGUAGUUGAUUUAGAUGAGAAAAAUCAAAUUCUACUGACUUCAUUGUUAGUUCAACUGAAAUGGAUCGAUCAAACCAUCAAGCAUAGAAUGUUACAAUUGUAUAAACACAAUGAAUUUGAAGAUCGUUUAACCAGUCUUGUACUGCCAUCAUCACGUGUUUGGACACCGGAUUUAUAUGUGUAUAAUAAUGCAGAUGAUGGUAAAAAUGGACUGCUGGAUGUUCAACAGAGUAGAGUACGUGUUAGUAAAGGAGGUGAAGUGACUUGGAAUCUGCCUGUCAGCGUACGGAGUUCAUGUAAUGUAGACGUGUUAUACUUUCCAUUCGAUCAUCAAAUGUGUGAUAUACAAUUGGCUUCCUGGACCUAUGACCAGAGUCAACUAAAGUUGAAUAUUGUACCAGUCAAUACAAGCAUAAUGCUGAACAAAUUAAUUGAAAACGUUGAAUUAGCUGUACCAGAAUUGAAGAUUUAUCAGGAUUAUCGGAUUACCGUCGGUGGACAAAAUAUUACGCAAAUAAAUUUAAGAAUACACAUUUAUAGACGAGCUUUAUUCUACGCCUAUACCGUGAUUGCACCCAGUAUACUAUUAUGCGUAUUGACUAUAUUCAGUUUUUGGCUACCGAGUGGAAACGCAAGGAAAAUCGACAUGGGAUUAACAGUAUUUCUAUUCUUAUACUUUUUACAGGUAAUGAUUGCAGAGAAUACACCAGAGUCAAAUUCAACUCCAUUAAUUGGUACCUUCCUUACUAUGGUAAUGACAUUGAAUUCAAUCUCGUUAAUUUUCGCCACCACGGUAUUACACAUACAUUUACGUAGUAAAAGUGAACCAUGCCCAGAACCUCAUCCAUUAUUAUGGCUUCUUGUAACAAAGGUACUCGGUUAUUUGGCAAUGGUUCCAUAUACUGGAGAAAUUCUAAUCGACUCCAGUGUACGUUGUGAACAAGUUCAUAAUGGUGUUAAAAGUCGAACAAAAAGUAAUCUCAGUAAUAACACUGAUAAGAACAGAAAAGCGCUUGUAGAAGAAAUCUAUUUAUCUGAAAAUAACAGCACUAGGUCUUCAUUUGUUGCUGCUAGCAGAGAUAACCCGGAAAUUAUUGAUGAGCAGUAUAAUCAAACAUCUGUUUUAGCUAAAAAGCAGACUUUAAAAGAAGUGAAAAUCGCACGCUGGCUAUAUAUCGCAAGAGUUGUCGAUAGGAUAUUAUUUCAAGUGUAUUUAAUUACAACUCUAAUUUCAAUUUUCGUAUUUCUCAUCUAUUUACCUGCUUCUUAUGAUAAAAAGCUAUAG
This is a messenger RNA of Trichobilharzia regenti, 1482 nucleotides long. The record is from the annotation of a GenBank genome assembly. Lineage: Eukaryota; Metazoa; Platyhelminthes; Trematoda; Strigeidida; Schistosomatidae.